GAACAGAAGAUAAGAAGUACUUAAUCUUUGCAUCCGAAUAAUAUAUUUUGUGCGAAAUAAUAAUGUACAGAUUACUCAAGCUGACCUUCGGCGCCGGGGAGCAAGGACGAUAAACUCGCCAUGGGGAAUGCUGUACGAACUGCGUCUAAUUUUGGUGAAUUCCCGAAGGAAUAUAAUCCUAAAAUCCAUGGCGCAUACCAGGCUGAUAGAUUCUAUGGAACACCUGACAAACCAUUUUUCACCUUGAAAUUAAACGAAGUGAUUCCGUGGAUGAAGAGGAGAGAUGCUUCAGUAACAGGGACAGCUCGAUUCAUUUCCAGAAAGUUAUAUCAGCACCAGAGGACUUGGCAUCUAUGUGCCAAGAACAGGGGAGUUGGUCUCGUCCAUUUUGGUCUAUUCUUUGCUUUCUUAGGAAUGUUAAGAAGCUUUAAUCAUGAUCGUCAUCUUGAUGACGGCAAAUACCACUGAGCCAGCACCGAGUGAGAUCCUAUGUAGACUUUACACAAGUGAAACAGUACAUGUACAAAUAAAUUUCUAGUGUU
This is a messenger RNA of Ostrea edulis (European flat oyster), 542 nucleotides long. RefSeq names its product putative ATP synthase subunit f, mitochondrial. Lineage: Eukaryota; Metazoa; Mollusca; Bivalvia; Ostreida; Ostreidae. The coding region runs from base 121 to 468 and encodes 115 amino acids. The record is from RefSeq and is a predicted model, not a curated record. The transcript has 4 exons.